AUGAGUCGACAGUGUUUAAGCCGUUUGCAUAAAGAAUAUGAAAUGAUCAUGAAAGACCCAAUUCCUAACGCAAUUGCAUGUCCAGAUCCUCAAAACUGGCUCCAUUGGCACUUUGUUGUGUUCGGAUUGGACAAGCCCUACACAAAUGGAGUCUACCACUGUGAACUUAAAUUUUCAUGUUUUAUGUGGUUUAGUUUUCACGGGGGACCUUUACCCACUAUAUUAGGAAAGCCCUAGAGCGCAGGUUAAGACUCUGAUUCGUAGAUUUUAGGUGGCAUGGAGCUUAUUUGCCUGUCACUCCCAGAAGUGAGACCCUUAGGUAUUUCAUGCGCAGCAGAGAGAUAAUGCAAUGAUUACGUGAAAACUUUCUUGAGCAGGUAGAGUUAUUAAUAGUAAUCUUAUGGCUUGGCCCUGCAAAGGGUGUGGGAGAUAUUUAUUGUGGCUUCAUUAGUUUGUGGAGUUAAAAUGGGUCAGGCACCUUGCUGAAGAGGAAAGGUAUUAAAAUCUAACUUACUAAUUAAGUGAGCUUAGAUUUCCAAUUGAUUACCCAAUGGCUCCUCCUUCAAUUAUCAUGCAUACCCCAAGCGGACGAUUUGAUCCGGGGCAAAGAAUUUGUACUUCUAUGUCUGACUAUCAUCCAGAGUCCUGAAGUCCUAUAUGGAGUGUGAGCACUAUAAUCAUGGGUUUUAUCAGCUUUAUGCAAAGUGAAGAAAAUGCUGCUGGUACAGUCUCCGCUUCCAAUAUUGAAAAACAAAGGCUAGCUCUACUGAGUAAAGACUUUAAUAUGAAAUGCCCGAAAUUUAUGGAACUCUUUGAGCCUUUUUUUGCGCAAAUAAUGCCUAAAGAGACAGUUGUAAAGCCUCCUGCUGUUAAAGAAAAAAGUGGGUCGAAUUGGUUUUUCUUAGGGAUGCUAUUAAUGAUAAUAGUAGGAUACUACUCUUAUAGUUAA
This is a messenger RNA of Blepharisma stoltei, 949 nucleotides long. NCBI's taxonomy places the organism in Eukaryota, Ciliophora, Heterotrichea, Heterotrichida, Blepharismidae. The record is from the annotation of a GenBank genome assembly.